UCGCCAACUCAGUCUGCUGGCGAACACAGGCGGGUGUGGACCUGUGCGUCUCUCCUACACGCUCCCCCGCCCAUUUCUCUCCCAAUUGCUAUGGAUUGUAUGGAUUGAUGACCGUAGCGGUAAUCGUAGUGUGAUAUAUAAGAGGUGAAGUGUGACGAGACCCGUUUUAAGCGUGUAGUUUCACUCCUGUCUGUCUAUUUAUUCCAAUUUUACCCGCCCCACGGCUCUGAGGCAAGAUGGCGGACAUUGACGUGAACGAUCCUGAACUCAAGUACUUGGUGGUAUCGCGGGAUACCUUCGAGGAUCCUGCCUCCCAGGCCGAGUGGACACAGAAGAGGCUGGUGUGGAUCCCCCACGGAGACCAUGGCUUCGUGGCUGCAGGCAUCAAGGGAGAAGUGGGUGACGAAGUGGAGGUGGAGAUCGCGGACACGGGCAAGCGUGUCCGCGUAGCCAAGGAUGAUAUCCAGAAGAUGAACCCUCCCAAGUUCAACAAGGUGGAGGACAUGGCCGAACUCACCUGCCUCAACGAAGCUUCUGUCCUACACAACCUCAAGGAGCGCUACUACUCCGGUUUGAUUUACACGUACUCCGGCCUCUUCUGCGUGGUGGUGAACCCAUACCGCCGGCUGCCCAUCUACACGGAGAAGGUGAUUGAAAUGUACAAAGGCAAGAAGCGACACGAAAUGCCACCGCACGUGUUCGCCAUCACAGACUGUGCCUACAGAUCCAUGCUGCAAGACCGAGAGGACCAGAGCAUCCUGUGCACAGGAGAGUCAGGCGCCGGCAAGACGGAGAACACCAAGAAGGUGAUUCAGUACCUGGCCUACGUCGCCGCCUCCAAGGCCAAGGGAGGAGCAUCUGCCGAGGAACAGACACAACAACCACCACCACAAGCACAACAACAACAACUCCUACAACAAACGGGCAGCGUCUACAAGUCCGCCGCUCAUCAAGAGAACAAGAACAUUGCGGGAGAGCUAGAAGCACAGCUUUUGCAGGCUAACCCCAUUCUUGAAGCCUUUGGUAAUGCCAAGACAGUAAAAAAUGACAAUUCUUCAAGAUUUGGAAAAUUCAUCCGCAUCAACUUCGACAAUUCAGGUUACAUUGCUGGCGCCAACAUUGAAACAUACCUUCUGGAAAAGUCUCGGGCUAUUCGUCAGACACAUGAUGAACGCACAUUCCACAUUUUCUAUCAAUUAUUGGCAGGAGCUAACCAACAGCAGAGAAAGGACUUUAUCUUGGAAGAUCCCAAGCACUACAAUUUCCUGACCAGAGGAAAGAUCCAGGUGCCUGGGAUGGAUGAAGUAGCAGAGUUCCAAGCCACCGUCAAAGCUAUGCAGAUCAUGGGGAUGAACAACGAAGAUAUCCAAUCUGUCUUCAGAACCGUAUCUGCUGUACUGAUGUUCGGAAACAUGCAGUUCAAGCAGGAACGUAGCUCAGAUCAGGCUACUUUACCAGACAACACUGUUGCUCAACAGGUUGCCCACUUGUUAGGCCUUAACGUGACUGAUUUGGUUAGAGGGUUUUUGAAGCCACGCAUCAAAGUGGGCCGUGAGACUGUCACAAAGGCUCAGAACAAAGAGCAGUGUGAGUUUGCUGUCGAAGCCAUUGCCAAGGCUCUGUAUGAACGCCUAUUUAAAUGGAUUGUGAUGCGCAUAAACAGGUCAUUGGAUCGCACGAAGCGCCAGGGUGCCUCUUUCAUUGGCAUCCUUGAUAUUGCUGGGUUUGAAAUCUUUGCCAUGAACAGCUUUGAGCAGCUGUGUAUUAACUACACAAAUGAGAAACUACAGCAGCUGUUCAAUCACACGAUGUUCAUCCUUGAGCAAGAAGAAUAUCAGCGUGAAGGAAUUGAGUGGAAGUUCAUUGACUUUGGUCUUGAUCUUCAGCCCACUAUUGACCUAAUUGAGAAGCCUAUGGGUAUUUUGGCUCUUCUGGACGAAGAAUGUUGGUUCCCCAAGGCAACAGACAAAACCUUUAUCGACAAGCUUAACCUCUCUCACUCUGUCCAUCCCAAGUUUUGCAAGUCAGAGUUUCGUGAUAAAGCAGACUUCGCCAUUGUCCAUUAUGCUGGCAAGGUAGAUUAUUCAGGACAUCAGUGGCUGAUGAAGAACAUGGACCCUCUGAAUGAGAACAUUGUUUCACUGCUCCAGACCUCUCAGGAUCCCUUCAUUGCACAGAUCUGGAAAGAUGCUGAAAUUGUGGGAAUGGCUCAGCAGGCAAUGGGAGACAGUCAGUUUGGUGCUCGCACAAGGAAAGGAAUGUUCCGCACUGUUAGCCAGUUGUACAAGGAGCAAUUGACCAAGCUCAUGAGCACAUUGAGAAACACCAACCCCAACUUUGUGCGAUGUAUAAUCCCAAAUCAUGACAAGCGGGCUGGCAAGAUUGAUGCUGGACUUGUCCUGGAUCAGCUGAGGUGCAAUGGUGUGCUUGAAGGCAUCCGAAUCUGUCGCCAAGGUUUCCCUAACCGCAUCCCCUUCCAGGAAUUCCGGCAGCGUUAUGAACUCCUCACUCCUAAUGUUAUUCCUAAGGGCUUCAUGGAUGGUAAGAAGGCUUGCGAGAUGAUGAUACAGGCCCUGGAACUAGAACCAAACUUGUAUCGUAUUGGCCAGAGCAAGAUUUUCCUGAGGGCUGGUGUUCUAGCAUCAUUAGAAGAGGAAAGGGAUAUCAAAAUGACUGAUCUCAUUGUACAAUUCCAGGCCUAUUGUCGUGGUAUGUUGGCUAGAAAGAACUACCAAAAGAGACUUCAGCAGCUCAAUGCCAUCAGGAUCAUCCAGCGUAACUGUGCUGCUUAUCUGAAGCUUCGUAACUGGCAGUGGUGGCGCUUGUACACUAAGGUCAAGCCUCUUCUCCAAGUGACCAAACAGGAAGAAAAACUUGUUCAGAAAGAGGAGGAACUUAGGAUGAUACAGAAUAUUCUUGAAAAUCAAAAGAAAACUAAUACAGAUAUGGAAAAUAAAUUCCAACAAGCCCUACAGGAAAAGAAUGUUUUGGCAGAGCAGCUGCAAGCCGAGACAGAGUUGUGUGCUGAAGCUGAAGAGAUGCGGGCUCGUUUAUUGGCACGUAAACAAGAACUAGAAGACAUCCUACAUGAUAUGGAAACAAGACUCGAAGAAGAAGAAGAACGUACAGGUAGCCUAACAACAGAGAAGAAGAAACUGCAGCUUCAAAUUCAAGAUUUGGAAGAACAGCUUGAGGAGGAAGAGGCUGCUCGGCAAAAGCUUCAGCUUGAGAAAGUUCAAUGUGAUGGCAAAAUAAAGAAAUUUGAAGAAGAUUAUGCAUUACUUGAAGAUACAAACCAAAAACUACUCAAGGAAAAGAAAUUGCUUGAGGAACGAUCACUAGAUGUUUCAAGUACAUUAGCAGAAGAAGAAGAAAAGUCUAAACACUUAAUGAAACUAAAAGCAAAGCAUGAAUCAAUGCUUACAGAACUAGAAGACAGAAUUAAGAAAGAACAACAAGGCAGAUCAGAAUUAGAACGAUCCAAGAGGAAAUGCGAGACAGAUCUUAAUGAUUUGAGAGAACAGAUCAAUGAGAAAAAGAAUCAGAUCCACGAAGUACAGAUUCAGUUAGCCAAGCGAGAGGAAGAAUUAGCACAGGCCAUGAUGAGAGUUGAUGAAGAAGCUGCUGCCAAGUCACAGCUGCAAAAAAAUAUGCGUGAGGUAGAAUCUCAGCUAAAUGAGCUUCAGGAAGAUCUUGAAGCAGAGCGUACUCUUAGAGCCAAGGCCGAGAAGCAAAAGAGGGAUUUGAAUGAGGAAUUGGAGGCACUUAAAAAUGAGCUAUUAGACUCGCUAGAUACAACAGCAGCACAGCAAGAGCUACGCAGCAAGAGAGAGGAGGAACUAGCAUCUCUAAAGAAGAGCUUGGAUGAUGACCAAUCAAUUCAUGAACAGCAGAUAGGUGAACUACGGCAGAAACAUGCUCAUGCACUUGAGAACCUGAAUGUCGAAAUUGAUCAACUAAAGAAACUGAAAGCUGGUUUAGAUAAAGCCAAGAAUCAACUUGAAGCAGAAAAUGCUGACCUGGCAAAUGAGCUAAAGGGUAUUUCAGCCAGCAAACAGGAUAGCGAGAAGAAAAGAAAACAGGCUGAAGCCAUAAUCUCUGAAUUGCAGCAGAAGAUUGCAGAAUCUGACCGUAACAAGACAGACAUCCAAGAGCGUUUGACUCGGUUAGAGCAGGAAUUGAGUGUUGCAAAUAUUGCAGUAGAGGAGGCCGAUUCUAAGGCCAUGUCAGCAAAUAAUCAGUUGAAGAAUCUAGAAGCUCACUUGCAAGAGACUCAAGGUCUUCUUGAGGAAGAAACUCGCCAGAAGCUUAACCUUAACUCUCGUGUACGUGCUCUUGAACAAGAGAAAGACCAUUUACAAGAGGCUCUUGACGAGGAAGAGAGUUCUAAACGUAACUUUGAGAAACAAGUUGCUACUCUACAAGUACAGUUAAGCGAGGCAAAGAAAAAGGCAGAUGAGGAAUCUGGAAAUGCACAACAAUUGGAGGAGACGCGCAAACGCCAGAAUAAAGAGCUGGAGGAGCUUCGCGCUCGCUUAGCUGAAUUAGAAGCAACAAAUGAAAAAUUAGAAAAGAGUAAGCGCAAGCUGCAAGCUGAAUUAGAAGAUGCCCAAGUUGAUAUUGAUGCUAACCGUGCUAAGGUUGUUGACUUGGAGAAAAAGCAACGUAACUUUGAUAAGCUGCUUAGUGAAGAGAAGAGUAAUUAUGAACGAUGUCAGCAAGAGAAGGAAAAUGCAGAACGUGAGGCUAGAGAGAAGGAAACGAAGAUUUUGUCAUUAAACAGGACAUUGGAAGAGUAUAUGGAACGUAUUGAAGAUCUUGAAACUGGCAAGAAACGGUUACAAAUUGAACUUGAUGAUCUAGUUUCAACUCGAGGCACAGCUGACAAGAAUGUUCACGAACUGGAGAAAGCAAAACGUGCCCUGGAAUCCCAGUUGGCAGAACAGAAGACUCAAAUUGAAGAGCUUGAGGAUGAGUUGCAGCUAACAGAGGAUGCCAAGCUACGACUUGAAGUAAAUAUGCAGGCCAUGAAGGCACAGUUUGAACGUGACCUGAAUGCUAGGGAGGAACAGGGCGAGGAGAAACGACGCGGACUUGUGAAACAGCUGCGAGAACUGGAGGCAGAGCUUGAAGAAGAACGCAAGCAACGCACAGCUGCAGUAACCGCUCGUAAGAAGUUGGAGGGUGAUCUGAAGGAUAUGGAAGGUCAGCUGGAGAUAAACAGCAAGGUGAAGGAAGAUGCUGUCAAGCAGUUGAAGCGGGCAGGGGCACAACUGAAGGAAUACCAGAGAGAGGCAGAAGAGAGUAGAGCUUCACGUGAGGAGAUGUCUGCUCAAUACAAAGAAUUGGAAAGGAAGAUAAAGGUCAUGGAAACAGAGCUGCUUCAGUACCAGGAAGAUCUUUCUUCUGCUGAGAGAUCUCGCAAGAAUGCUGAAAUUGAGAGAGAUGAGCUUCAAGAGGAACUUAACCAAUACACAUCAAAGGCCACUUUGAGUGCAGAUGAAAAGAAGAGGCUCGAGGCUCGCAUCUCCUCCCUAGAAGAAGAACUGGAAGAUGAACAGGGCAAUGUCGAGGUAUUAAUGGACAAGAUGCGCAAGAGCCAACUAUCCAUGGAACAGCUACAAACAGAUUACAACACGGAGAAGUCAUCUGUGGUGAAACUUGAGGGCCAACGAUCUAUGUUGGAGCGCCAGAACAAGGAACUGAAGGCAAAACUAGUAGAAUUAGAGACUGAAAUUCGUUCAAAGACGAAAGCAACCAUAGCAGCACUUGAAUCAAAGGUUUCCAAUUUGGAAGAACAACUCGAGGUUGAAGCUCGUGACCGCCUGGCUCAAGCAAAGGCCAACCGCAAGCUGGAGAAGAAGCUGAAGGAGCUGGUCAUGCAAGUGGAGGAUGAGCGCCGUCAUGCUGACCAAUAUAAGGAGCAGUUAGAUAAAUCAAAUGCUAGAGUAAAACAGCUGAAGCGUACAAUGGAAGAAACCGAGGAUGAGUUGUCAAAGGAAAAGAUGCAGCGUCGUAAAGCCCAACGAGAGGUAGAAGACAUGAUGGAAUCACAAGAGGCACAGAACAGAGAAAUAUCUUCUCUCAAAACUAAACUCAGCCAAGCUGAAGCUGAAAAGGUCUUAAAUCAAAUCACGAAACGAACAAAUCGUGGGCUGUGCAAGCUUACGAAGAAUGCUUCAACUUCAAAUGUGAUUGAUCUUGCUCAAGAUUUGAGUAGCAGUGAAGACGAGAAGCGUGGUGGUGCUGGAAUUAGUUCUCGCCUCGAUUUCUUGGGAGUGAAACGUGGCUCUAUUGCUGCGGCAAGCGAUGACUCUCAGAAUGCAGAUGAUUCUGUGGAUGGAGAGGAGGAUGCUACCAAGUGAAGACCCCAUGCACAUCACAUCAUUGCUCGUAGGACAUGCCCUUCUUGAGGGUUACCAUUGUUAAAUAUUCUUCUCCAGAGAGGCUCUCCACUUCAUUAAUAUGUACUGAGUAAAUUAUUUGCAUAUUUAGUCAACGGUGAAGUAUGGGGGGGCGAUGAGCUUCUAGUACUGUACUGCAUUUUGGUUGGUGUGCCUGUUGCAGGAAAUUGCCAACAAUGGUUCAAGUGAAAUUUAAAUAGAACAAAACCUACUGGUAUAACACUAAGUAGUGUUUACAUGUGGUUAUUAAAUUGUAUGUUAACUUUAAAUAUUUAGUUGAGAAAACAAAAUUAUUUAUAGGGUUGUAUCUGUUGGAAUCGGUGUGCAUUUUUGUUGAAUUUGUUGCCAUAUUUGCAUACCCAGUGAAUGGACUGACAAAUUAUAUUAUAACAUUCCACAAAUUAGGGUGUUUUAGUGUUGGCAUAUUUGUACUUAAUCCUUGAGGUGGAUAUUGGGUAAGAAAGAGCACAAAGUUGCCUCGUCCUAACUUCUGACAACUUCCAGCAUGGGAAAUGUUGGUACAGUUUAAUUUAGGUACCUUAGUCCUACAUUUGUGAAAAGCAGGUAGAUGGUGGUUGUUGGGUGUAAUGAAGGGGCAGUUAACCCUGGGAGUGAAAUGUAAGAGGCAAUAGUUGCCAAGCAACAAGUUACAUUAUCAUAAAUAAAGGAUACAAGUACACUUGUGGUAACAAAUGCUGUAGGUAUGUUUGUGUUGGGAGGGGGGAGUGGGAUUAGGUAUAUAUAUAUAGACAUAAGUUAAUACUGGUCCAUAUAAACACAUCCACAUUACAAGUAUGCCACCUGUUGCCAACAGUAAGGGGUUGAGCUUUGGUGGCUCUGGCAAACAAAUUGCCAUUGAAUAGUAUGAAUCAUGCAUCCUGCAUGUUACUUUUUUUACUGUCAUAAUACUUUUCCUAACUUUGUAUCAAACUAACCAUGAAUGCUUCCAAACUGCAACAAUGUAUAGAUAAUGAAUAACCUAUUACCAUUAGUUAAGAGCUACCUAUAUGACUAUUAUUGUUAUGUAUUAUCAUAAUUACGGUUAUCUUGUAUAGUUGCCAGGCCAAUUAGUAUUUUAAAAUUUUCUUAUACAUCCUGUACAUACAUGCAUACAUUUAUAUAGAGCUUAAUUACAACCAUCCAUAUAGUAUUAGAUAUUUUGACAACAUAGUUGUAUGUGCACUGGUUGUAUCACUGAUUUUGAGUUAUCACUAUUUUACAAGUGACCUUAAAAUUAAGCCAUUGCUCAUAGCAAAUUGACCUCAUUUUCGUGUAUCAAUCCCAAGUCUUGUUAGAAAAUAUGGCCUUAUAGAUGUAGAAGACACCCUGUGAAACAUAUUCUGAAUAAUAGUGGUAGAUGGUUUUUGGGAAGUGAUUUUCUGUACAGGAUGGAAAUAAGAAAUAUAGUAAAUGACUUUGAUUUGUGAUUUAAGGUAUAAAAGCUUCUAUAAGGUGCUUUGUUUUGAUAUUGCCAUUGCAUUUGUUAUUUUGAACUCUGAUCAUGUAUUACAUAGAAUUUUGAAUAAGCAAAGUUUUCUAUAAAAGAGCAGGGUACAGCAUUGCUUACCAGACAAGUUAGGGCCUAAAGAAUACAUGACAUGUCAGUCAGGAUGCACAAGUAUAUUAUUUAACUGGUUUUAAAAUUUUAAAAAAUUCAUGCAAUGUUAGCCUUGCAUAAAUUUUUUUUUUUUUUUUAUAAUUGGAGUUCUUCAAUGUUUAAAUUUUAGUGAAGUUUGGUGCAAAAACACGUUUUGAUAAACAAUUUGAAUAAGUUUCUGGGAGUUGCCUUGCGGUGGCAAAGUAUUGCCCUCGGCUUUUAGGGACGAGAAUAUUAUACCGUCCAUGUUUCUGGCCCUCCAUCUCUUCCUAGGAGGAGGGUGAGCAGAGGUGGGUGCUGAAGUUCCUAUUCAGGGGAGAUGUGCCAAGUGCAUUUUAUGUUUGUGAUAAAGGUAAUGAGCGAUAAGUUGUUCUUUCAAAGAACUGGAGAAUUAUGGUAAUGAUAGAUCAAAAGGCUAGUGGUCAUAUACAAUUAUUCAUAUUGAAAUUCACUUGCCCAUUUGUGUGUAUUUGAGGAUCUGGCAGCAUCGAGCACAUUUGUAUAUUUAUAAAUAGUAAUAAAUUUAUAUUUAUAUAUACUUGUGGUGCACUCCAGCUGACUGCAAUAAAUGGCCUUGACAG
Molecule: messenger RNA, 8582 nt
Organism: Procambarus clarkii (red swamp crayfish)
Lineage: Eukaryota; Metazoa; Arthropoda; Malacostraca; Decapoda; Cambaridae
Gene: zip
Product: myosin heavy chain 10
Cellular component (GO): cytoplasm; myosin filament; myosin II complex
Molecular function (GO): actin filament binding; ATP binding; microfilament motor activity
Source: RefSeq, a predicted model, not a curated record